Molecule: messenger RNA, 1547 nt
Organism: Salvia splendens (bonfire salvia)
Lineage: Eukaryota; Viridiplantae; Streptophyta; Magnoliopsida; Lamiales; Lamiaceae
Exons: 9
Coding region: 460-1344 (294 amino acids)
Molecular function (GO): zinc ion binding
Source: RefSeq, a predicted model, not a curated record
AUUGAGAUUUUUUUUCUGCAUCGAGUUUUGCACCCGGAAUUGGAGGUUAAUUCCCUAACUUCCCUCGCUUUUGACGUGUCAAGUGGCGGACUACACUCCAUCCUCUUCGACUGUGGAGAGAAAAUUGGAUUCAAAUUCUCAUUCAAUUUGCAGAGCGGCGGGUCGUCGAAAGGGGAUACCACAUCUUUUCCUUCCCCAUAUCUGGAACUCGAUCGGAAGCGUAAAACACAGUACUGCGCGCUGUGCAGCUCGGGAACCGACGUCGACUUCACAUUUGCAGGCUUGAGGGAGACUAUUCUGCUUGUGCAUAGGUAUUUGAGGGUUCGCACAGGCCGUUCGAGAAGUCGAAUCCUUGAGACGGCUAAACGGUACAAUGAGAUUUGUAGUGUACCUAGACAACUGCAUAGAAUUGACCGUCUACUUCAUUUGAGUGAUGCAAACUGUGUUGCGAAUAUACGAAUGGAUCGUAACACAUUCGCACGUCUGUGUUAUCUUCUCACUGAGCGUGGUGGGCUGCAUGCCGGCAAGGUCGUUGGGGUGGAAGAACAAGUUGCCAUUUUCCUUGGAGUUCUUGCACACCACAAAAAGAAUAGGAUCGUUAGGUUUGAGUUUUGGAGGUCGGGGGCUACUGUUUCAUACUAUGUAAACAAGGUCUUUGGUGUUGUUUUGUCAUGUAUUCAAUUUUGCUAUCAAAACCUACACCAGCCAGCGACGAUUGUGCUGAUAAUCGCUGGAAAUGGUUCAAGGAUGGGAGGGAUCAACUGGAGACUCUCGUGUGUUGAGGGAUGCGGUGUCAAGGGAAAAUGGACUAAAAGUCCCACAAGAGAUCCGCCCACACGGAUGUAUAAUCAAGGACAUGGGGAUAGCACGGAAGAUUUGUGGUCGAUAAAUCAAGGAUCUCUGGGUGGAUCAGCAAGCAACGUCAAUCCUAUGAUGGAUCAAGAGAUUCGGGCGACUAUGGAAGGUUUGCCUGAUUGCUCUUGUGGGAAGGGAAAAAUGGAGCUACGAAUCACAUGGAAAACGGCUACAAAUCCGGGCAGGUACUACUGGAAGUGUCCAUAUGGAGGAAAACAUCAGGGAUCCUUCAUGUGGUACGAUGAGAAAGCCAAAUAUAACGCAGCACCUGAAGCCACCGUGGAAGGUCACUUUGGUCAGAAAAUCAAUGCUAUAGGGAAGGCUGCAACGGCAGAUGACCCACGACCAGGUGGUGUUGCGAAAAACCUUUUACUGUGCACCAUAUGUGGGUUGCACAAUGCCUACUCCUCCUUCACCUUGCAUCUUGUGUUCGGUUUCAUGGCAGUUGUGUUGGUUCUCCUCGGUAUUUUGAUUCGGAAGGUCUUGUAAUAUACGAUUGCGUUGGCCGUUUUUGUUUUUUGCUUUUUGCUGCAUAGUCAGGUAGCUGAAUUGAAGCUGAAUCAUCUGCUUGUAAUGCAAAUAUGUUGUGAUCUAUGGGGUCAAAUAUUGGUAUGUGUAUUUUUGUCAAGAAAGUUUAAUCAUUUUACGAAUGAGUGAAAUCGGUGUGUUAGUAAUUUCUAAUGAUUUGUUUG